AUGGCCACCAGCGCGUCGCGGUACGGCGCCACGGCGGAAGCCGUGGACUUCGUGUCGGGGGCCGAACAGGUGAGGCUGCGCGUGAACGCCUUCGUGGCGGACGCGACGAAGCAGCUCAUCCGCGACAUCCUCCCUCCCGGCUCCGUCGACUCGUCCAAGGCGGUCGUGCUCGCCAACGCGCUCUACUUCAAAGGAGCGUGGUCUCACCCGUUCGACGUCUUCACGGCGCCGUUCCACAUCCCAGGCGGCACCCCUGUGGGCGUGCCGGCCAUGACGACAGGCCGGUCACAGUACAUCGCGCUCUACCCGGGCUUCAGGGCCCUCAAGCUGCCCUACAAGAACGACGUGCUGCGGCAAACUGAUGCAUUCUACAUGCUUAUCCUUCUCCCGGACAGCGGCACUCUCAGUCUCGCCGAUCUCUAUGACAAGACGGUGUCGACGCCAGAGUUGAUCAGGAAGCACACGCCGGUGAAGGAGGUUCCAGUGGGGCGGUUCAUGGUGCCCAAGUUCAAGUUCACCUUCGAGUUUGAGGCGUCGUCCGACAUGCAAAAGCUUGGUGUCACCAGGGCUUUCAAAGGCGGCGACUUCUCAGGCAUGGUGGGCAGCAAAGAUGGGCAUGGGCAUGAGCGGCUCUCCAUCUCCCGGGUGUACCAUAAGGCCGCCAUCGAGGUGGACGAGCAAGGCACCGUGGCCGCUGCUGCCACGGUCAUACUCAUGGAUGGUAGUGCGUUUGAGAAAAGGGAACCACCACAUUUGGUGGAUUUUGUGGCGGAUCGGCCCUUCUUAUUUGCCGUGGUUGAGGAGAAGACCGGCGCCGUAUUGUUCCUUGGUCAUGUGGUCAAUCCUCUGGCUAGUUAA
Molecule: messenger RNA, 858 nt
Organism: Triticum turgidum subsp. durum (durum wheat)
Lineage: Eukaryota; Viridiplantae; Streptophyta; Magnoliopsida; Poales; Poaceae
Source: the annotation of a GenBank genome assembly